Rhineura floridana is the source of this 2223-nucleotide messenger RNA. RefSeq names its product translation factor Guf1, mitochondrial-like. NCBI's taxonomy places the organism in Eukaryota, Metazoa, Chordata, Lepidosauria, Squamata, Rhineuridae. Gene Ontology annotation, molecular function: GTPase activity; GTP binding; mitochondrial ribosome binding. Gene Ontology annotation, cellular component: mitochondrion. Gene Ontology annotation, biological process: positive regulation of translation. The record is from RefSeq and is a predicted model, not a curated record.
CCCUUUGGCUGAUUGUAGAAAGAAGCAUCUUGGUGGAACACUAUGCUGAACCAGUGGCUGCAUUUAUGCCCUGUUCUAAGCACUUUGCUUGUCGUACUACAGCCUGAACAGUGACUUCUGCAGCUUUCCUAAAAACAUGCUUGCACUUGUAAAAAAGGCUUUAUGUCUUUGUGUCAGCCUCAAGAGGUCAUAUAAUGCUGGCAUUUUUUCAUAUUUUUCUCCGGGGCUAGAAAAGCCUCCUGGACAUUGUGUCACAUUCCCCAGGCAAUAUCGCUCAGAGACUGGCAAGGACACAGUAGAUAUGGCAUUGUUUCCUGUUGAAAACAUUAGAAAUUUCAGCAUAAUAGUUCACGUAGACCAUGGGAAAAGUACUCUAGCAGAUAGGCUGCUGGAGAUAACAGGAACAAUUGUCAAAGCUGACCAUAAUAAGCAGGUGCUGGAUAAAUUGCAAGUGGAACGGGAACGAGGAAUCGCUGUUAAAGCCCAGACUGCCUCUCUCAUUUAUAAUCACAAAGGAACAAAUUAUCUCUUAAAUCUCAUUGAUACGCCUGGCCAUGUAGAUUUUAGUUAUGAAGUAUCACGAUCAUUGUCUGCUUGUCAAGGUGUCUUGCUUGUAGUGGAUGCAAAUGAGGGUAUUCAAGCUCAAACGGUUGCAAACUUUUAUCUUGCAUUUGAAGCACAGCUGUCAAUAAUUCCUGUUAUAAAUAAGAUUGAUCUAAAGAAUGCAGAUCCCGAGAGAGUGGAAAAUCAAAUUGAAACAGUAUUUGAUAUCCCCAAAGGAGACUGUAUUAGGAUUUCUGCUAAACUGGGAACAAAUAUUGAAAGAAUACUUCAGGAAGUUAUCGAAAGAAUCCCUCCGCCCAGAGCUAGCACACGUGACCCAUUGAAGGCUUUGGUGUUCGACUCUACCUUUGAUCACUACAGGGGUGUGAUUGCCAACAUAGCAUUGUUUGGUGGAGAGGUUCAUAAAGGCCAUAGGAUAACAUCAGCUCAUACAAAAAAGGUUUAUGAAGUUAAUGAAGUGGGAAUUCUGACACCCAAUGAGCAGCCAACACAUACAUUAUAUGCUGGCCAGGUUGGCUAUCUCAUUGCUGGAAUGAAAGAAGCCACAGAAGCCCAAAUAGGCGAUACAAUCUAUUUGCAUAACCAGCCAGUGGAGCCAUUGCCCGGGUUUAAAUCAGCAAAACCAAUGGUCUUUGCAGGAAUGUAUCCAGUAGACCAGUCGGAAUAUAGUAACCUGAAAAGUGCUGUAGAGAAACUGACCCUUAAUGACUCCAGUGUUACUGUUCACCACGAUACUAACCUUGCCUUGGGAGCUGGAUGGAGGUUGGGUUUUCUUGCCCUUUUACAUAUGGGAGUUUUUAAUCAGCGUUUGGAGCAAGAAUACAAUGCGUCUGUCAUUUUGACAGCACCCACCGUGCCCUAUAAAGCUGUUGUUUCAUCAGCAAAGUUGAUAAAGGAAUAUGGGCAAGAGGAGAUCACCAUAAUUAAUCCUUCUGAGUUUCCUGACAAGUCAACAGUGGUGGAAUAUUUGGAACCUACCAUUUUGGGCACCAUCAUAGCACCCGAUGAAUAUAUUGGGAAAAUAAUAAGCCUUUGCCAGACCCGAAGGGCUAUUCAGAAGGACCUGGUGUACAUUGAUGACCACAGAGUCAUGAUGAAAUAUUUAUUUCCACUGAAUUAAAUUGUAGUAGACUUCUAUGAUGCUCUGAAAUCCCUCUCCUCUGGAUAUGCCAGUUUUGACUAUGAAGAUGCAGGAUACCAACCUGCCGAUCUUGUCAAAAUGGAUAUUCUUUUAAAUGGGAACGCUGUAGAAGAGCUGGUAACUAUUGUUCAUAAGGACAAAGCAUACACAGUUGCUAAGGCUAUGGGUGAACGAUUAAAAGAUGUUAUUCCAAGACAACUAUUUGAGAUAGCUAUUCAGGCAGUUGGAAACAAAAUAAUUGCGAGAGAAACAGUGAAAGCUUAUAGAAAAAAUGUCCUGGCAAAAUGUUAUGGUGGAGAUAUUACACGGAAAAUGAAGCUAUUGAAGAGGCAAGCAGAAGGAAAGAGGAAGUUGAGAAAAAUUGGGAAUGUGGAAGUUCUAAAGGAUGCAUUCAUAAGUGUCCUAAAGAGACAGCCUGACAAGUAGUUGGAAAUAACUGUUUCACAGACUAGUGCUGUUUACAAGGUGGGCAUCCUGCCUUGAAUGUGAUCUAUGUAGCUCAAGACUAUGAAGUUUUA